AACAGCUUCGAGGCAGGGGGCAGCGGCGGAGACGCAUCUGAGUGUGACAACCAGUACCAUUCCGACGACAAGCCUAUAUUUGCACUCUCCAAGGGAUGGUUCAACAAGAAAAGCAGGUGUCUCAACUUCAUCAACAUUCAUGGGAAUGACAACACUGUCAGAGCCAUGGCAGUUGAUGAAUGCGACUCUCAGCCUCCUUGCCCUAACAACAUCUUCGACGCAUCCAAAGCUGUUUGGAAGGCGUCGGGUGUGCCUGAGAGUGAUUGA
Linum tenue is the source of this 267-nucleotide messenger RNA. Lineage: Eukaryota; Viridiplantae; Streptophyta; Magnoliopsida; Malpighiales; Linaceae. The record is from the annotation of a GenBank genome assembly.